CGGCAUCACUUUCGCCGUGGGAUCCGUUCACUCUUGCGCGGGACACACGCUCGGCAGUGUGCGAGAGCGCUCGGAGUAGAAACGGCAAAAAAUAAAAAGCAGACUUUCUGGAACCACAAAGAAGAGUCGGUUUCAGAAAAAAAAAGUGCUUUUGCCUUCCAAACAAGAGAAUUCGAAUUGCGCUGUUUUGGCACGAUGGAAAUAUUCCGUGAGAAUGAACUUCGAAAUCUAGUGCAUAAGAACAAUUAACGUCGCGGUGAACGACCUCGCGAUUACAAAGCACCGAGGAAGUUAAGCCGGUCGUAACGGCUAUCGGAAGUGAAGUUGAAGUUGAUCGAGAUUCCGAAUCGCUGUUUUUGUUCCCGUCGAACGUGAUUUUUCGUUAAAUAAUCGUUUUAUUUGCGAGAUAAAAAUCAAAUAUUCGUGCACGAAAACGUUACGAGAAUCCUGCGCGAUUUGACGAGCAAUGAUGGAGCAUCCCCUCGAAAGUCAGUGAACGAAUGCGUGUUUAACAACACAAAAGUUAUACUUGUAACGCAAUGUUAUUGCUCGCGGUAACAACAAGUGUGCAUAAACAUCGGAUAAAAGAGUCCUCGAUAAUCGGAGAAAGAAAAAGAUAAAAGAAAAAACGGCGAUCGACGCACAGUGGGAAACACGAAUAUUUUCAUUGCGCUCUGCUUCGCGUCGCGUACGUGACGAAUCAAGGAACGAAACUGUCUCUUUGUCCAACCAAGAUCGAGCUCAUCCUUCAACCAACAAUUUUCCAUUCGUCGUUGUUAAAUCGAGCAACGUAGAAAGAAAUUUAAAGAUAGGCAGCGAGCAAGAGGAGAAAAGGAGAACACGAGAGGGAGAUAUGGAUGCCCGAGUUUUGAUCAACGGCAUUUGUUUUCUCGCGAUCAAUGCCUGGAUCAUUUAUUCGUUCGCCCUUCGCGGCACCACUCCUCAACCGACAGUCAUGUGAAAAGCUUCCCCCGGUCAACGUUUUUUGCAUUUUAUAUCCGAAUGGAAAAAAAAACGUAAUUUUUAUCAAUGCAGUGUAAUACAAAUGUUGAAUAAAUAUUGAAAUUAGCCACUUUGAACUUUAUCCAGUCGCUAAAUGCAUGGGUGAAAAAAUCGAAUUCACCGUGAAUACCGUGAACUCAGUUACGCGGAUAUACUGUUGAGUUUAUAUUUUAACACUAAAAAUUCGAUAAACGAGGAGACGUCGCAAUCAUGGAUGGACUCGUCGAAAUAUUUCUCUUCUGCGGAGUCCUGUAUUAUUUCUGCAACCUCAGGGGGAAUAAUAUGGUGGACGUUCUGUCGACACGCCUGCAAGAGGUUUACGCGAAAUGGGAAUCCCGGACGGACGUAAUUCGUACAACGGAAUCAAGCACGCCCAGACUUUCUCUCGAUGGGCUUCGUCGAGCUGGUCAACAGGUUCAGCGAAAACGGAUACAGAGUCGUGAGCAAGCGAGAAAAAGUCGGGAAAGUUCGCUGUACAAAAUCAAAGAAUCGGAAAUAAUGGCACCUACGUACACUGAAACUACGGCAUUUCUCUAUCACUGCUGCAACACCUGCACACCCACGUCCAGAGGAUCCUUCGUUGAUACUGCAGCAAAACAACAUCAGGGUUAUGGAAAAAACAUACUCCUAGUUCAACCUGGACCGAGUCUUUUAUCCAAAGUCUUCUAUCAUGUUUCUCACGUUUGCAGUUUUAGAAAAUUUGACUAUCCCCGAGUCACACAGACUGUACUGAACGAUGAGAGAUUACGAGAUGCUAUCAGAGCCACAGCUCUGGAAAGUGUUGAGAACGAUGGUAUCACCGAAGAAAAAGCUAUCGCCCAAACCGAAGCACGCGCGAAAACGAUAUUACUACACAUGCAAAGUACGAUUAGCGAUACCUUGCUCAGAAUUACGGCAUGGCUACUCUACAAACUUUUGCCACGUUUCAUCAAAUCAGCGAUCGUCCAACCCACGCAAAUUGAAAUGCUCAAAAAAGCAAACGACAGUGGUUUACCUCUCGUUUUUUUGCCUCUCCACAGAAGCCAUUUAGAUUAUAUUAUGAUCAGCUUCGUUCAGCUCAGUAACGAUGUCAGACAUCCCCUUAUAGCUGCUGGUGACAACCUGAAAAUUCCAUUGUUUGGAUGGUUACUACGUAGUCUUGGGGCAUUUUUCAUAAAACGUAGAAUGGACCCUGCCCUGGGCCGCAAAGACAUUCUCUAUCGUGCAACAUUGCACACUUACCUAAUGGAGAGUUUGAGAGCCGGUCACAACAUCGAGUUUUUCGUUGAGGGUGGUCGAACGAGAACGGGCAAACCUUGUAUGCCAAAAGGUGGAAUUCUGAGUGUUGUGGUUGACGCUUACCUCGAUGGAACGAUUGAGGAUGCUCUUUUAGUACCGAUCGCAAUGAAUUACGAGCGGCUUGUCGAUGGCAACUUCGUCAGAGAACAGCUCGGACAACCCAAAAAAAUGGAAACUUUCCGCUCGACGAUAAGUGCUAUUUGGUCUACGAUAAUGGGAAGUUAUGGAAUAGUGAAAAUCGAUAUUUGUCAACCGUUUUCGUUGAGAGAAAUGUUGAAAUCCAUUCAAACCCAAACAAAUAAAAUCAACGUGCCAUCAGCCACGCCGGAAAAAUGCCUCAAAUACACGAUGUCAAGUUCGUCGUUGUAUGGCACAGAUUUUGUGGACGAGGAGCACAGACAAUUGGUGGAUAGUAUCGCCAAACACGUCGUUUACGACUGCUCGAAAUCAACACCAAUAAUGUCGACCAAUGUCGUGGCCUUCUUGUUGCUCAAUAAAUUCCGCGACGGUUGUACUUUGGACAAACUCGUCGAAGCUUUCGAGACUUUGCGACAAGAGUUGGAGACCGCGCACAAAGAUAUUGCCUAUUGCGGGGAGAGCAUCGAUAUUAUCAAUCAUGCGCUGGACAUUUUGGGCCCCGCCUUGGUCAAACAACAGAGACAAGAGAUCACGGAAACUGUCGAUGAUCAAACACCAAAAACUCAAAGCGUUAUGAUGAUUCGACCCGUUGCAAUUCUUCCUAAUGUUAUCGAGCUUGCGUAUUACAGUAAUACGAUGAUGCUACAUUAUGUCAUGGACAGUAUCAUAGUGAGUGCCUUGUAUGCAACUUUAAAGUCCCAAAUAAACGAUCCACGAGCAAUCGCCGAAAACGACAUAACAGUAUUUCAAACGGUUCUGGUUGAGAAAUCAUUGAAGCUAUGCGACAUCCUCAAAUACGAGUUCAUUUUUUGCAAACCUUGUCAAGAUCUGGAAUACGUAAUAUGCGAUUCGAUAAGAAAUCUCACCAACACUGGAAUAAUAUCUGUACAAGAGGAGGGAUAUUUGGAAGAAGAACUUUGGAGCCGCAGAUACGCGAAAACGUUUGACGACAGUUCUGACGAAGAGCGACGUGUUGAGAAUAAAAUGAGAAUGAUUCAGUACAAGUUGAACCUCGACGUUCAUCAUUCGAGUCAUAUGGAAUUUUUACACACUAUCUUAAGGCCUCUGAUCGAUACGUACACAUUCAGUGCUUUCACGCUCCGAAAACUGGUCGGACGUUCGUUAUCCGAGCGAGACUUGAUUCAAGAGGUUUUGAGCGAAAUUAAAACAAACUUGGAUCGUGGAAUAGUCAGCUACGGUGAGAGCUUAUGCGUCGAUCCAAUAAAAAAUUCUUUGAAACUUUUCGAGAAAUGGAACGUUCUCGAAUGUCAUCCUGAACAAAACGUCAAGAUCGUGUACCUCAAAGAUGAGUAUGACAAUGACAGGGCAGCGAACGAGAUUUAUGAAACCAUCGAGACUUUUAAGUGGACCAGAAACGUUGAUUGAAGUAAAUCGUGAUAUGAAUCAACAUUUCUUUUUUUAUUGACCAACCAUAGAACCUGUAAAUAACUCAAAAUAGAAUAAACCGCGUUUUUUUUCUAAGACUAAGAAGACAAUCAAAGAAAAAAGAUUAAGUAGAAUACGAUCGUUUGAGUAACGCGAAGUUUAUAAGUCUGUGAUCAAACUCACCGAAGCUUGUACAGUUAAAAUAAAGGGAGCGACGAGCAAAAUGUGUAAUCAGAUCGAUCUCCAAAAUGGUCAAAUUGCACCGGGCUAUUCCUAUAUUUCGUGAGUGACAAUAAGAAUUUUUAAAAAUUCGCAAAACAGCAAACGGAUCGAUUAUCCGCGUAUUACACGGGCUGGGACAUCGUUAAUAUCACAAAGAUAUGUAUUUUAUAGUCAUAAAUUACUUUUGUUAUGAAUUUUGAUGAACUUGAAUUAUAAGAAUAAAGGUUGAUUAAAAAAUAUUGUAAAAA
This is a messenger RNA of Venturia canescens, 4274 nucleotides long. RefSeq names its product glycerol-3-phosphate acyltransferase mino (gene mino). Gene Ontology annotation, cellular component: mitochondrial membrane. The record is from RefSeq and is a predicted model, not a curated record. The transcript has 12 exons. Gene Ontology annotation, molecular function: glycerol-3-phosphate O-acyltransferase activity. Bases 1213 to 3804 code for a protein of 863 amino acids. Lineage: Eukaryota; Metazoa; Arthropoda; Insecta; Hymenoptera; Ichneumonidae. Gene Ontology annotation, biological process: fatty acid metabolic process; glycerol-3-phosphate metabolic process; phospholipid biosynthetic process.